This is a messenger RNA of Hirundo rustica (Barn swallow), 2894 nucleotides long. RefSeq names its product NIMA related kinase 11 (gene NEK11). The record is from RefSeq and is a predicted model, not a curated record. Gene Ontology annotation, biological process: protein phosphorylation. The transcript has 16 exons. Lineage: Eukaryota; Metazoa; Chordata; Aves; Passeriformes; Hirundinidae. Bases 213 to 2030 code for a protein of 605 amino acids. Gene Ontology annotation, molecular function: ATP binding; protein kinase activity.
GCCGGCUCCCGGGGAGUGCCCCUCUGUCCCGGAGGGGUGAGGAACGGGCACGCCGCCCUCGCCCCUUGCAGUGCUGGAAUACGGGCGCUAACUUGUGUGUUGGGUCUUACGGAGUCUUGUAACAAGUGAUUCCUGUGAACAUCCAUGGAAGAAUAAAAGGAUUUGAAAGCUACAUCCUUGAGAAAUUUGUGUAGUUUUUGUUGCACAGAGAAAUGCUGAAAUUUCAAGAAAUUUCUGCUAAGCAUGUCACUGUUGCCAGAUUUAAUUCUGCUUGCUCAGAUGCUGUGAUUGCAAGAAGAUACACUAUUCAGAGGAAACUUGGCAAUGGAAGCUUUGGAAGUGUGUAUUUGGUUAAUGACAGAAAAGCAAGACAAGGAGAAGAAUUGAAGGUCCUAAAGGAAAUCUCUGUUGGAAACCUGAAGCCUAAUGAAACAGUUGAAGCAAAUCUGGAAGCACAACUACUCUCCAAAUUAGACCAUCCAGCCAUUGUCAAAUUUUAUGCAAGCUUUGUGGAGCGAGAUAGUUUCUGCAUUAUCACUGAGUAUUGUGAGGGUGGAGAUCUAGACUUUAAAAUCCAAGAGUACAAAGAUUCUGGGAAGACGUUCGCUCAAAGUCAAGUAAUAGACUGGUUUAUACAGUUGUUACUCGGAGUCAACUAUAUGCAUGAAAGACGGAUACUUCACAGGGAUUUGAAAGCCAAGAAUAUAUUUUUGAAAGAUAAUCUUCUUAAAAUUGGAGACUUUGGAGUUUCUUGUCUUUUGAUGGGUUCAUGUGAUCUUGCAACUACUUUUAUUGGGACACCAUACUACAUGAGUCCAGAAGUACUGAAGCACCAGGGAUAUAACACAAAAUCUGACAUUUGGUCUCUGGGAUGCAUUUUGUAUGAGAUGUGCUGUAUGAACCAUGCAUUUACUGGACAGAAUUUUUUGUCUGUUGUGUUAAAAAUUGUGGAAGGUGAAACACCUUCUCUUCCUGAUAGAUAUCCAAGCAAACUGAAUGCCGUGCUAUGCAGCAUGUUAAGUAAGAAUCCUUCAUUGAGACCAGCAGCAGCAGAGAUCCUAAAAUCCCCUUAUAUUGAGGAACAACUAAAGAAAAUACAGUACAAGUUCACAAACAUCACUGUGAAAGACAAGGCGCUUAACUGGCAGAAAGAAACUGCUCCCGCUUUUAGUGCUGUGCAGAAGAAAGUUCAUUUGCAAACUCUUCAGGAACUUUCUGAAGUACAGAAAAUGACACCACGGGAAAGAAUGCGGUUGAGGAAGUUGAAUGCUGCAGACGAGAAAGCAAAGAAGUUGAAGCAACUGGCAGAAGAAAAAUAUCAAGAAAAUAUCAAAAGAAUGCGAGAAUUCAGGUCCCGUAAUUUUCAGCAGCUGAAUGCCAACAUCCUACAUGAAUCUGAUGAGCAGUCUUCAAAACACCUCAUUCAUUCUCAGCCAGGCGCUACGGGCAGCUACGUGUCCACAGGAAAUGAUGAACCAAGAGGGAACGGGACAAGUGAGCUCGGCAUGUCUGAACUUACAGACCACGAGAUCCCUGAAGAUCCAGAAAUUGCAGAAGAAUAUUAUAAAGAUGAGUUUGAAUCCUGUUCGGAAGACAGUGAAGAGGAGGACAGUGAAGAGGAGGAAGAUGCAGAAUUGUCAUGGACAGCCUCUAAGACAAAUCACCAGGACAGUGAUAUGGAGGCAAUGGUUGAGUAUUUGGAGAGUGUCCUGAAUAGCAGCUCUUUGGGCUCGAGGACUGUCACCGGAGUGUCUCCAGGGGUGCCCCAGGGAUUCAGAGCUCUCAACAGUACAAUGGCUGAGACCAAGCUGAAACGCAUGAGGGAAUCUGCCAUUGGGAAGCUGGGAGUGGAGGCAUUCGAGAUGGUGUACAGCUACCUCAAGCAAGCGAGACAGCAGAAUGCCAGUGAGGAGGAGAUCAGGAGCUGUUUGGAGAAACUGGUUUCUAGAGCAAGUGAUUGCUUCGAAGUGGAUCAGCUGCUGUACUUCGAGGAACAGCUGCAGGCUUCAGAGCCACAUCUUCAUCUGUAACAGUGUGUCAGCAGCAGCUGGAAAUGCACCGAGGGGGAAGGGGCCUCCUUCAGGCCAGCAGGCAACUACAGGAGGUGUUUGCAGGACAUUGCUGAAGUAAUGUAGUACAUAAGCAUGUGGGAAGCUCCAUUUGAGAGUCCAGACUGCAGUGAGAAGUGGGUAAAUAUGGCAUGAAUUUCAGGGGCAGGAAGAAGAACAAACGUUUGUGACAGUGGAGGGGAGGAUUCACAGUUAUCUGUGUCCCCUUUUUCUGUCACUUAAAGCAUAAGGAAGGGUGUUCUGGGUUGUGGCAGGACGCCAGUCCUGCACUCAGAGCAUCGCUGGCAAACCUGCCUCUGAUGGAAUGACGCAGAAUUAGACUCCAGCUGCUGUUGAUUUCUGUGCUAACCAGUCCUUGUGAUAUUUAAGUCCACAAUUUUUGUAAUUUGGCAGAUUUACUCUUAAACAUGUAUGUAUAUGUAUGGCCACUCAGCCCCUAAUUGUCUUGUUACUAUUGAUUGUUCAAAAGGGCUGCAUUUAAUCUGAGCUUCAAAGGAACUGUGAAAAUACAUACAUUUGUGCAUAUUUAUAUACAUAUAUGCAUACUCACAUACAGAGAUAGAUGUGUAUAUUCAUAAUGGCAGAAGUAUGUCUGGUCGUACACUGUACUUGUAUAAAGAGUUUUGGAUUAAAUUCAUUCUUCAAAAAUGGAACAAUAAACGGGUUUGGUUUUUUCUGCCUUGCACAUUGUUACUGCAUAGUGUUUAUGCUCCCUUCUUCAUAUGCAUCCCACUCCUGAUUUCAACUGUAUAUCAGGCUCUGAUUAUAUACCUAAUGUUUUCCUUCUACCUCUUCCUUCCUUGUUCUGCAUUCUGAGCUCCUUCC